CAGCUAAGUAUCGGCUACAUGGAUGAAAGAAAACCAUCGUAGGUGACCGAGCUCGAAAGAUAAGGAUGCCUUGCGAGGAGGAGCUAUGUGAGCGUCACUAGGAUGCACAAGCUGGAAAGUUUGUACCUUAGACUGAACAGCUUAUCCACGAUCUUUUAUUACGGGCACUGUAAGAGGAACCUGAAUGGGCAGACAAGGGGGGAUGAUCGCCCUAAGGGACGAGCGGAUUAAAUUCCUAUUGCAAAGGAUAGACGUGUUUGAGAGGAAGAACGAGCGUGGCUACGCUCUAGAGCCAACUUUCAAACUCCGGUGUCCUUUCUCCGAAAAGGAGUGGUUCAAUGAACUGCCAGAAGUCAAGAUUGAUUCUUGGGAAGAUUUGGCCCGCAAAUUCUUGACGAGCUUCGCGGCCAACACAAGGAAGAAGACCGCUGAGGAACGACUGCCCACAUCCUCAGGGCAUCGUUAUAAGAAGGGAAGAGACCAGCAGGAUUGGAGACCUCAUGGGAAAGACCACUACGAAGACAGGACUCAUGAGGACAGGAAGCCAUCUCCAUAUUUCCCACCUUGCGGCCCCAAGCCGGUUGCACCAGAGGGGCUCACACCGUUGACGCAUUCCGUCAGCACGGUCCUAGACUACGCUGAGCACCAAGGCCUAGUGGAAUAUGAUCCCAGCAUUGCUCCAGCCUAUUCCGUUGAUAACAGCCCUUACUGCGGGUUUCAUAGAGCGCCGCGCCACGACACGGGCAAUUGUAAGAUUCUCGAGCACGAGAUUGGGAAUCUAAUCUUGGCAGGGUACCUAAGCCAAUUCAUCAAAAAGAGGAAUACUUGGCGAAAAGACGGUGUGAAGAAGCCAGUGGACAACCGCAGUAAGAAGGCGGCAGAGGCACCGCCAAAGAGGAAGGAGAUCGGCUUUCCAAGUGACUAAGAGGAAGAAGCUCCACUCAAGCAGAAGAGGAUGGAGGAGAAUCAGAUAAAUACGGUAGCAACACGGGAGGGGACUCUGUUAGAAUAAGUGACCAACGCUAGAGGGGGGGGGGGUGAAUAGCGUUUGAUAGUAGAAAUCACAUGAAUAAAAAAUUAGGAACGUGAAAGAUAAAGAGCGUAGAAAGCGUAAAGGGAGCACACCAAGAUUUACCCUGGUGCACCACAACUUGUGGCUAAUCCAGCCUCCCGAGAGACUCUCUCGAGCUACACUACUUCCGUUAAGCUUACGGGUGCUUAACAAACCGUUACAACCUGAGAACUCGAGUCCCACGAGCCUCAACAACACUUGCU
Cuscuta campestris is the source of this 1275-nucleotide messenger RNA. The record is from the annotation of a GenBank genome assembly. Lineage: Eukaryota; Viridiplantae; Streptophyta; Magnoliopsida; Solanales; Convolvulaceae.